AUUGGCGAAUUACAAAAUCAAUAAAUGAUUUGAAAAACAACUAUUCAAAUACUCCAGGCCAUAUUAAAGCACCGUUGUUUGAUAUAAUUCCAUUAUAUAACUACGUCUUCGAUGAGCUACAUGUUCUAUUAAGGAUUGAGGAUCGACUUUGGACUUUAAUCUUAUCAGAACUUAAGGAAAGAAAUUUAUUUAAUGAA
Ambispora leptoticha is the source of this 197-nucleotide messenger RNA. Lineage: Eukaryota; Fungi; Glomeromycota; Glomeromycetes; Archaeosporales; Ambisporaceae. The record is from the annotation of a GenBank genome assembly.